AGUUUUUUAGUAUUUCGCGGUUGAAUUUCAAAAUUCCUCGCUCCUUCAAUUUUGAAUGUCGCCAUUUUUUUGGUGCGGAACUCUUUGAUCUAACUGCCGUUGUCAUGGUGAGGCAAAUUUAUUAACGGGCGCCAUCUUGAAAGGUGGCAAAAAAGCGAUAUUCUUAAUAAAGUCCAAGUAAAAUGUAAGUUUUAAAUGAAGAGUUCUGUCGAAAAUUUUGGAAGCAAACCUAAACUGUCACCUUUUCACUUAUGUAUCAACAUAGGAGAAGCCUGUUUUAGACCUAAAUCUUGUCAGUUUUAAGAACUCAAGGUUAUAUAGAGGAACUACUCCGACCAAUAAUAAUAUUUGUUGUUUGUAAUAAAGAGUAUAAAUGCUGCUCUGUAAAAUAAUAAAAAUCAGUUCCAUCAUUAAGUUCACUCGUGGUGGUUACUGAGAUAUAAAGUAUACUAAGAAAGAGAUAUGGCGAGUAACUCGAACUCAACAAACAUGGAAGAAAGGCAUUCGUGUUUGAUUCAUUGCGAAGAUGACGGCGGAACACUGACGAAUUUUACACCAACAUCGUUUAAACGGUUCCUGGAAUGCAGAAAGCAAUGGCUACAACUUGAUGGACGACAGAAAGACGUAGCCUUGGAAACCACGAAUGUGAUUCCUAUCGAGGAGUUAGAGGAUAACUUGGGAAGUUACGAGCGUUACUUUUACCAUUCACGUUGUUAUUCGGCAUUUACGAAUAAAACUUUAAUACAUCGAGCACAACGACGCUCUGAAAAGAGUGCAAAAACGUCAACCGAUACAGAGCCUUCUACGUCUGUACAGCAGGAAGGACCAUCUCCAGAAAAGAUAAUGCUGCGAUCAAAAUCAUUCACUGUUGAAAGAAUUAAGGCAAAGAGCCAGCACGUGUUACCUCCAACCUGUGUCAUUUGCAAGAAAGAGCAUUCAUACUACACUGACAGGGUAGGUAAACGUAGCUGUAAAUCACGCACGGGUGGCACUAGAGUAUGGAGCUGGGGGCAGAAGUUGUUUUUUGCAACUCGACUUUCGAAUUUGGAUAGGGAAUAUAUUGUAAAAAAAUGCAAAAAACCUCUACUGCUUUAAUUUCAAAUCAGCCAAAACUGAAUACAUUAAAGCAAGGAUUUGUAAUGAUAGCUAAGACCCGUGAAAUUGACAUUGCAAAUGUUUUGUCGUACAGUCUUGGCACGUACCCGCUUUCCUUGGCAACCACUUCUGGAAGUCUUGUUAAAACAACCAAAUCAAAGUUAUUUGAAAUUUUUGAAGGUGACCACCUCACGUGCAAGUUUAAUGGAGAACACUGUGAUAACAAUGCACUCAUUGUCGAUGCCAUGGCUCUUAUCCAAACAAUGAAGAGCAAAUGGAAAACGUUUGGAGAAUUCUGCGAUGCUAUUUUUAAUAACGUAUUAAAGUUGGCCAAAGACUGGAAGGCAACAAGAGUUGACUUUGUUGCGGAUAGAUACCUUCCCACAAGUAUCAAGGAAUCGGAAAGGAACAGAAGAUCCGAAAACACUGGAAUUCAGAAAAUUCGUGUAUUCGACAAAAACCAACAUGUUCCAAAGCAGUGGAAAAAGUUUCUUGCUCUGGGCGAAAACAAAGAGUCUUUGAUCCAGUUUCUUUGUGAACACUGGGGCAAUUACGUAUCAUCUUGUCUCGGACAUCUGUCAUCGUUGUAUGUAACGUCGAAGGAUAAAUGCUAUUGCAUUACUCGAGCUAGAUCAGAUGAGGAUAAAGUGGAAUGCAAUGAAAUGUAUGAAUUGGAGUGUAAUCACGAGGAAGCUGACACUCGGCUGUUACUACAUGCAAAUCAUGCUAAAGAAACCAACGAAAGAAUCAUAAUCAAAAGCCAAGAUACAGACGUUUUGUGUUGUCGAUCGCCAUGCAACGAAUUAUUAACAAAGAAAUAUGCUUCAUGA
Molecule: messenger RNA, 1925 nt
Organism: Xenia sp. Carnegie-2017
Lineage: Eukaryota; Metazoa; Cnidaria; Anthozoa; Malacalcyonacea; Xeniidae
Exons: 2
Coding region: 1071-1925 (284 amino acids)
Source: RefSeq, a predicted model, not a curated record